Paraglomus brasilianum is the source of this 1566-nucleotide messenger RNA. The record is from the annotation of a GenBank genome assembly. NCBI's taxonomy places the organism in Eukaryota, Fungi, Glomeromycota, Glomeromycetes, Paraglomerales, Paraglomeraceae.
AUGACCAGUACCCAAGAUAACAAGCGAAAGUGGCGGAUCUUGAAACAAAGAAAUCCAAAAUAUUUAUUGACGCUUGUUCUGGUCUUUCUGACAAGUCUCUACAUACUCAAUGAAAGUAGUAUAUUUAGCAAAAGCGAAUGGUACCCCCCUGAAGAAAUACCGAAUGAAGUAAUCGAGUCUUCAGACUCUUCCCAAGCGACAUCUCUGCCCGGAGAUUCCGAGGACAUUUCAGUUCCAGAAUCCUUCACUCAACCUGAACCAACACCCUUUGCCUACCCUUCCUCAGAUUACGGUGUCUCGUACAAAGACCGUGUUGACCCGGAUACACACAAAUACAUCGUCCCUAAUGGACCCUCGCCACCUGGUGAAAAGUAUAUUGCAUAUCUACCACAUAAUCAAUUCAAUAACCAACGCGUAGCUCUCGAAAAUGCAAUCUUACUUGCACACUAUACGAAUAGAACAUUAAUAUUACCAUACGUCUAUUUCGGAAGACAUAAUCAGUGGAGACCUUUCGAUACACUCUAUAAGCAAAACAUUAAUAGUAAUACCAAAGAACAUCUGGAACAUUGUAAAAAAUAUAUAGGCGAAGAGGUUAAGUCAAAAGUACCGGUAGAAUGUCGGCACUAUGAAAGAUGGACAACCAUGCCGUGGGAUCAUUUAUUUGGAGAUCUCCCUGCCUUUUACGAAAACGAAGGCCUAAAAGUAAUCUCAACCGUGAACAUUUCUGUAGAAUGGAUUAUGGCCAAUACUGGUGUCGACCGUGAAGACUUUCAUUACUUCAAAGAUGGUGUGUACUAUGGUGCUAAAAUUUAUGAUGACCCGUCUUCCACUACGCCCCUAGGCCGCUAUCGCGGGCGGUUGGAGUUGAGCGAAUUCAUGGAGAUUCCACACAGAGUUGUAUAUUUCGAGAGUAUCUAUGGUACCGGAAGAAUCAUGCACGAGGUGAAGGAGCACAGGGAAUUCUUUUCCAGGAUGGUUAGGUCAAUGACAAUCACUUAUCCGGGUGUAUUGCCGACAGCGGAUAAGAUUAUUGCAAGGUUGGGGGGGAGGCAAAAUUACAUGGGAAUCCACGUUAGAGUGAGUGAUGGAUUCUUUUCAAGGAACCGCGAAGCGAACAUUAAGCAAAUAAUCGAACGACUCAAGGAUUUCACCAUACCCUUGAGAUCGUCUUCGGAGAUAAAGCCAUCAACAGAUUUCUCAACGACCGACGAAUGCCUGGCCAACUAUACUCUUUCCACCAACAUGCCAUUAAUAUACAUGGCAACUGAUUUCCACAAGACCCGAACCAGCAAUCUCUACUCGCCGCUGUACGAAGCAUUUCCGUGCAUCGCAGUCUUGGAUGACUUUAUUCCUCUUCUAUCCGAGCUUGACGAAAUAGUUAACGACGUCGAUCAACUGCCGAUGAAAAAGUUUUUGAUACCGUUGGUUGACAUGGUUGUUGCUGCGAAAGGGACAAAAUUUGUGGGAACGGCAAGGAGCACCUUUAGUAAUUUUGCGUACAAAUUACAUAGAAUCUAUGUUGACGGGAUAGCUGAAUUUGAGGACAGUAAAGUUUAUGCUGGUUAA